Molecule: messenger RNA, 1324 nt
Organism: Leptopilina heterotoma
Lineage: Eukaryota; Metazoa; Arthropoda; Insecta; Hymenoptera; Figitidae
Exons: 4
Coding region: 189-896 (235 amino acids)
Source: RefSeq, a predicted model, not a curated record
AUAUUAAAAUAAAAAAUAUUUAUUUCUUUCAUUCACUUUUUUUUCUAAUUUAUAAAGUGUAAACAAUCACUGACGUAAACAUUAAUAUUAUUAAAUUUGUAAAAAAAAAAGUGUCACCUCCAAUAAGUGCUUUAAAAUACGAAUAAACUUUCUAUCUAAUUAAAGAGAAACAUAAUUAUUUAUAUAAAAUGGCAGAGCCAAGUAGUCAGAAAAGAAGACCGGAGCGAAAGCCUCGCACGUCUGGAGCGAAACCUUCAAUGUUCGGAAAGGACGUUAGAUCACAUCUUCGUAAAGCGAAAUUUAGAAAUAGUCGUAAAAAAAUUGACGAGACAGAGGAGGAAAAGGAAGCAAGGAUACAGAAGCACUUGCCUCCCCCUCAACCAAAAAUACAUUCUUUUUCCGACGAGGAAAACGAAAGAAACGAGGAAUCAGAGGAGGAGUUCUUAAGUUAUGUCAAAGCCACUGUUUCAGAUGACAGAACGUACAAUUCCAAGGACGAUUGUUGUUCGGGCUGCUGCAAAUCUUGUGGACUUUUGUCACACGAUUUGACGUAUUUAAAAAAUGAUACCAAGUCCAAUGUUCGUAGGGAAUUUGAAGAUAGUAAAACACAGAAAGAUGAUACAGAAUUGACAAUUACAGUGAGUAAUGAAGAAAGAACAGAAAUUGAUGAGAAAAAUGCUUCUGGUGAUUGUAAAAAUGAUAAAACUUCGGAAAUUGAUAACCUUGAAGAUGAAUUAGACACUCUUUUAACAAUGGAUGCACCGAUUUCAAAAAUUCCUAUGCUUUCUCAAGUUAUUUCCAAAUCGAAAAUAAAAGAGCCUAUGUACACAUUUGGUACUGUACCAACAAAAUCUGUGGAUCUUGAAAAUUGGCUUGAAACUGUUUUGGAUGUUUAGUUCUCAUUGCACCGAAUUCUGUGUUUCAGAGUUAUUUUGAUGUUUUCUGUGUGAAAAGGAACACAAUGUUUUGGUGAUAUUGAAAAAAGUGUAUUUGUUCUUUUGUUUUGUUUUCUUUUUUCGACGAAUAUGCAGAAAGACUAGUUCGAUUGUCCGAUAACAUUGAAACGUCGUCAAUUACAAUUAUUGUGAAUAGAAAGAAAGAUAGUAUUUAAUUCUUCAGCUUGACUGUGAGGUAAGCGUGCAUGUAGUCAUAGACAACUAACAUUAUUGCUCCGCCAGGACCUAGUCGUAAAACUUUUGGUAAUAAUCCUUUGUAAAGGGCUCUGAAUCUGUUGGAAAUAUUUGAAAAAUUCAUAUUUUUCUAUUUUACUUCAAAAAUAAAAAUUAAUGACUAAGUAAUAAAUAAUUUUAAAUUAUUAAUAAAA